Poecilia reticulata (guppy) is the source of this 1151-nucleotide messenger RNA. RefSeq lists its product as uncharacterized. Lineage: Eukaryota; Metazoa; Chordata; Actinopteri; Cyprinodontiformes; Poeciliidae. Gene Ontology annotation, molecular function: death domain binding; protease binding. The record is from RefSeq and is a predicted model, not a curated record. Gene Ontology annotation, biological process: regulation of apoptotic process.
GCGCGUAAAGCCACGUUACCGGAUCAGGUUACCGUCCAACCCAAACAGGAAGAAGCACCAUUUCCUUUCCGAGAAGCAGAAACUUCCUCUCUUCUUCAGACCGGUUCACUGCCGCGUUUCCCUCUGAAAAGGCGGAGUGUUACCCGCUGCCCUCUGGCGCCCCCUGCAGGAGACAUGGAGCGACUGCAGUCCCAGCAGGACAAACUGAGCCAGUGGCUUUCAGCAGAUUCUGGUCACAUCCUCGAUGAGUGCGGAGACAUUUUACGUGUAAAUGAACUUAAAAAGAUAACAGGGCAGCCGAAGGAAGAGCAGAUGAGCCUCCUGCUGGAACUGAUCAUUAGUAAAGGAGCCGACGCCUGUGAGGCGUUCACGGACAUCCUGAGGAGGAACCAGGGACGGUACCAUCAGCUGCAGCAGUUCUUCACAUCCUCCUCUGACGAUUCGGCUGUCGCCUCGAUAUUUGCUGAUGAAAACAGUGUCGUGACCAGCAGAACGCUCCGUAAUGUAAACACGAAAUCUCUCACAUGUAGCGUGGAAACAGUGAGCAGCCCAAGAGGAAACCCAUCCGGUCGUUCUGCAUCAGGCGCUCAGUAUACUGCAACAGGAGGGAGCGUCAUCGUCACUGACAGGAUGGACGGAGUCCAAGCUGGAAACAUAAACUUCUCUGUGAACAUUAAUCCGUCCCUUCAGGUCCCUGCAGCUCCAGCAGGAACUGCCCACAAUCUUUGCCAGCAGCCUGCUGGAAGGACGAUCAAAGAGAAGAAGGUGAAGCUGAUCGAGUGCCUGAUGGCCGAUGCCGACUUCGUCCUGCAGCACGUCGACCAGAAAUCCAUCGUCUCACGCAGAGAAUACCAGAACCUGAAGUUUCCCUCCGGCCCACAGGAAACCGUCACCCGGCUCCUGGAUCUGGUUCUCAGCAAAGGUCCAGGGAAAUGUGGCGACUUCCUUCAGCUUCUCACAGACCCUGAAGUUCUGGACACGUUUCCACCGCUCAGGGACAUCUUGGACAUGACAGAUCAAAGUUAAUAUGUUAAAUAUUAUUUCCUGUUGAAGCUCUAAUGUUAGAGACGGCACUACACUGAUCAUAUCUGUGUCUUUUUUAGGAUGAAUAAUCAGGGUUUCCCCCAGUGUAUUAUAAGCCUGGCGGCCCG